This is a messenger RNA of Stegodyphus dumicola, 1179 nucleotides long. RefSeq names its product glutamine synthetase-like. Gene Ontology annotation, molecular function: glutamine synthetase activity. The record is from RefSeq and is a predicted model, not a curated record. Gene Ontology annotation, cellular component: cytoplasm. NCBI's taxonomy places the organism in Eukaryota, Metazoa, Arthropoda, Arachnida, Araneae, Eresidae.
AUUUGAAAGACUAUGGGUACAAAGGUAAGCGUCAUUGUCAACGAAAGCUUGUUUUCGAUAACACUGAAAGUUACCCCACAGAUAUUCUUGAAAGAAUCUUCAGUAAUCCAAUUUUUGCUCUGAAAUAAGAUUUAGAUUUGACCGCAGAGAAACAUGACGUUGGCUUUUUCACAAAAGGUGCUAAUACAUUCGUAUAUGCAGCUUUCUCAACCUGCAGAUAAAGUUCAGUGUAUGUACGUCUGGAUUGACGGAUCUCUCCGUAACGUCCGAGCUAAAUCCGUAACCUUUUCAACAGUAUCUAAGAAUCCCACAGAACUUCCACUGAUGGAAUUUUGUGGGUCUGCUACAGGCUUGGACGUGGGAGAUGUUGCUGACUUCUAUGCAAAGCCAAUAAAAUUUUACAGCGAUCCUUUUAGAGGUGGAAACAACAAGCUGGUAUUUUGUGAAACGUAUUCGCGAGACAAACUGCCAACAUUUGCAAACAACCGCUAUCGCUUAUUAUCAGCUGAGCGAAAUAGCCGCAAUCAUUUUAGUCAAUAUGGUUUCCAACAGUCUUUCACUCUCCUUAGGAAAGAUGGCAAACUACUGUCUUAUAUGAAUCCAGCUUAUGAUUCUGAUUCGAAGUCAGGCUUCGUCUGUGGCCGAGAGAUAGCAGAAGCAUAUUAUCGAGCCUGUUUGUAUGCUGGAGUCAGAAUCACCAGCAUGGAGCCUCUUUCUGUGAAAGGACAGUGGAAAUAUUGUAUAGGUCCCUGUUCCCGAGUAGAGUUGGCCGAUGAUGUUUGGAUGAGUCGCUUCAUACUGCUUCGCGUAGCGGAGGAUUUUGGGGUCUUGGUCAGCUUUGAGACAUCGUCAUGCACGGAACUUAGAAAUCGCAUUUCUGCAGCUCUUAUUAUCUGCACCGAAAGUAUGAUGCAGGGUGAGAAGCAACGAUUUUGUUGUAACUCCAUCGUCGCCAGGAAGCCCUGUCGUGUCAAGAUACCCGAGUGUGAGUAGCAGGAGUGCAACAACUCAACACAACUAACGGCAUUGCAGUGAGACGAGAGAUGGACGAUAGAAGCGAAAGAGAACAGUCAUGUUUUCGACCAAGACGUAUUAAUAGAUGGCGAACUUGUUAACUUCUCAAUUAUAACUCAUUUUUCAUUUGUAAAUACUCAUCACUGUAUCUCCGUCAAUAACUAA